Messenger RNA from Trichechus manatus latirostris (Florida manatee), 449 nucleotides. It is a transcript of the gene PYURF, whose product is annotated as PIGY upstream open reading frame. Lineage: Eukaryota; Metazoa; Chordata; Mammalia; Sirenia; Trichechidae. The record is from RefSeq and is a predicted model, not a curated record. The coding region runs from base 70 to 396 and encodes 108 amino acids. The transcript has 2 exons.
CGGGGCUCGGUAGAGAAAGGUUUGGGCUGGCUGAGGGUUCGGCAAGCUGAGGUCGCUGGCUGCUGGACCAUGCUGACUGCAGCGUGCGGUAGGCUCGUCUCAGCACCGCUGUCCGCCGUCGCCCGCAAGUGGCUGCACGCGUCUGUGUCCCAACUGUCGGCGGACCGGAGGGGGAAGGCGGAGGAGUCGCCCCGUGCCUUGGACCCAGUGUUGCUGGAGUUUCUGGUGUGCCCGCUCUCCAAGAAGCCACUCAGAUAUGAAGCAUCGACAAAUGAAUUGAUUAAUGAAGAGUUGGGAAUAGCAUAUCCAAUCAUUGAUGGCAUUCCUAAUAUGAUACCACAGGCAGCUAGGAUGACACAUCAGCAUAAGAAGAAAGAAGAAAUGGAGCAGCACUAAACCAUAAUUUAAAAAAGAAACAAACAACUAAAUUGUCUUAAUAUCAUUUACCU